Papaver somniferum (opium poppy) is the source of this 800-nucleotide messenger RNA. RefSeq lists its product as uncharacterized. The transcript is spliced from 2 exons. The record is from RefSeq and is a predicted model, not a curated record. NCBI's taxonomy places the organism in Eukaryota, Viridiplantae, Streptophyta, Magnoliopsida, Ranunculales, Papaveraceae. Bases 16 to 429 code for a protein of 137 amino acids.
ACAUAAAUGAAGUAAAUGACUCUGUUGCCCUUACUCCCAACACGGGGGGUUAUCAGUGGAGAUGGGACCUUGUCAGCUGCUACUGUCGGUAAAGAUGAAGAUAACUUCGAGGAGAGAACCAGUAAAAGGUCUCGUAGUGCUGUUGAAUCAUCUCCAAACAACAUAAAUCUUAAUCUAUCGGUCCCAUCUCUUCUCAAUCCUCCGAUAAUUCUUCCUAAUCAAACCGAUCUGGAAAUCGCUGUUACGAAGACGACCAUUAAUCCAUCCGAGACAUCUUCUGGCAAUCAAAUACAACCCAUGGAUGGUGUGGAAAUGGAGGAAAUCAAUGAGGUAACUGCAAUUGAAGAGGACCUUACACUGAAUAAUACCGUGGGAGCUGUUAAUAAGGUGAUUGCAAAGGGUGCAGGACAGUCGCAGGACAAGCCAUGAAUGUGGAAGAGGCCGAAUGUUUAGCCCUACAUGAAGCUGCGAAGUGGGUUAAAGGAAAAGGCUACAGCAAAAUCUGCCUUAGAAGUGAUGCUAAAAAUGCUAUUUCCUUUCUUAAUAAUAGUAUGGAUCAAAUUAGCUGGUUCAACAACUCUAUUUUAGAGGAUUGUCUUUUUAUUUUGAGUGAUCUUAGUUUUCUUAAAUUUGAGUUUGUUAGUAGAGACUUUAAUGGUUGGGCUGAUAAAGCAGCGAAAUAUAGUGGAAGAUUCAAUGUAUCAGGCGAAUGGUUGGACAGAAAUCCACCAUUUGGCCUAAAUAUGAUGUAAUCUUUCAUACCAUUUCAAUAUAUCUUUCUUUCGUAUCAAAAAGAAAAA